AUGCUGUUGCAAAAAGUACGCGGAGUUCCAGCGCCGAAGCAGGAUAAGUUGGAUACAGUGAUCAAGUUCGGAAUGGCGGUACAAAAUCUCUGUGAUCAUUUAGUCGCAGGGGGACAUGAAACGCAUCUGAACAAUCCGAUGAUGUUGUUCGAGUUGGUGGAAAAGCUACCAGCGAGUAUGAAACUGGAUUGGUCGCUUUAUAAACAGCGAGUAACGACUGCGAAUAUCGAAUCUUUUGCGCAAUAUAUGAGUACCUUGGUGCGUGCAGCGACGGACGUGACGAUGAACUACGAUCCGGUGGCGCAGCAGCAACCAGCUCGUACGGUAAAGGCGGAAAAAUACAACAGAGACAAAAACUUUUGCGGAACACAUUCGACGGAAGCAGAAAUACGCGUCCCGGCGAAGGGAGGUGAAUUACAUACCCCGGUGAAGGAGGAAAUAGUACGUUCUUUCGAGCCAGCGUGUCUCAUUUGUAAAGACCCGAAGCAUCGGGUAAAGGAGUGUCCCAAAUUCGCAGAAAAAGAUCCGGAGGAACGUUGGAGAACAAUUCAACAUUUUGGUUUGUGUCGUACAUGCCUGGGAGCGCAUGGUAAACGCACUUGUAAGGUCCGGCGACGUUGUGAAAUCGAUGGGUGUCAAUUUCGCCAUCAUCCACUUUUACACAGUAAACGGGAAACCAAAGGAGACGACAAAAAGACUUCACCUAAAGUUGUUCCGGAAGUGAGAGGAGAUCACGCUGCUAGCCAGCCGGGCGGAUCCAGAGCUGUGACAAAUUAUCAUUUUACCGAAAAGAUGACGCUAUUUCGAAUCGUGCCAGUGACGCUACAUGCCAAUAAUCGAUCAGUGGAGGUGUACGCCUUUCUCGAUGACGGUUCAUCCAGGACACUAGUUGAUGAACAAAUCGUACGAGAACUGGGUAUAAAGGGUGAAACGCAGCCCUUGUGUCUUCAGUGGACGGCGAGUGUGAAACGCAUGGAGGCAGAUUCUCAACGGGUCGCGAUGGAGAUAACUGGAGGUUCCAGUGCUACUAAUCACGCGCUUUCGGACGUACGCACGGUGGAACAGUUGGACCUACCACGACAAUCUUUACGAUAUGCGGAACUAGCCAAGACUUAUCCGUAUUUAAGAGGUAUUCCAAUAGCCGACUAUAAUAAUGCAGUUCCGCGUAUACUCAUCGGAAACGAUAACGCACAUGUUACCGCCACUUUGAGGAUUCGCGAAGGGCGACCGGGUGAACCGAUUGCAGCUAAAUCACGCUUGGGAUGGACUGUUUACGGAACAAAUCCAGAUAAAACCGGAAACCGUGCACACAGCUUUCACAUUUGCGAGUGUCAGGAUGAUCGAUCGCUUUAUACGAUGGUGGAACAGUUUUUCUCUGUGGAGAGUCUUGGUAUCGUGGCUGAAUGUACUCCGGAAUCGAAAGAAACACAGUGGGCUAAUCAAAUUCUAGCGAAAACCACUAGAAGAGUCGGACAGCGCUUCGAGACGGGACUUCUUUGGAAGUAUGACUACUUCGAGUUUCCGGAUAGCUAUGCGAUGGCGGUUAGGCGUUUACAGUGUCUAGAACGGCGUAUGCAGAAAAACCCAGUGAUAGGCGAAAGCGUGCGGAGACAGAUGUCUGAGUAUGAAGUGAAAGGGUAUAUCCACAAAGCCUCACCGGAGGAAUUAAAGGAAGCGGAUCCGCGACGUGUAUGGUACUUACCUUUGGGUGUGGUGCUGAAUCCGAAGAAGCCAUCUAAGAUACGGAUUUUCUGCGACGCGGCGGCCAAGGUGGACGGAGUCUGCCUGAAUACGAUGUUGCUGAAAGGGCCCGACUUGCUCAAUACCUUGUUGGGAGUGCUUUUCAAAUUCCGGCAGAAGCGAAUCGCUUUUUGCGCGGAUCUGAAGGAGAUGUUCCACCAGGUACAGAUAAGACGUGAAGAUCGGCAUGCUCAACGGCUUCUCUGGCGUCAAGAGACGACACAAGAUCCUGACAUCUACCUGAUGGAUGUAGCAACUUUUGGGGCUACGUGCUCGCCGUGCUCAGCACAACACGUUAAAAAUGUCAAUGCCAAAGAGCAUGCCAAGGAAUAUCCAGCAGCGGCGGAAGCAAUUGUCCACCGACAUUAUAUGGACGACUAUCUGGACAGUGCGGAUAGCGUGGAUGAAGCGGUGAAGUUGGCCCUCGAAGUUAAACAUGUACAUUCUCUGGGUGGGUUCCAUUUGCGGAACUGGUUAUCAAACUGCGAUCGUGUUUUGAAACGGGUCGGGGAAUCCGAUGCUGGAUACGAGAAGAGUCUGCAAUUGGACAAUAGUAACACGACCGAACGGGUACUCGGGAUGUAUUGGAGAACAGAGCCAGAUGUUUUCACAUUUUCCACGGCAUAUACGACGGACGUGCAGCGUCCCACAAAGCGGCAGGCGUUACGGGUGGUGAUGAGCCCGUUUGAUCCGAUAGGCGUUCUAUGCUUCUUUCUUAUCCACGGUAAAAUAUUCAUUCAAGAAUUGUGGAGAGCAAAAACGGAUUGGGACGAGCUGAUUCCCGAAGCGUUGUGCGACAGAUGGGUGCGAUGGACGGAGAAGUUUCAGUUUCUGGACCAGAUAAAAAUUCCGAGAUGCUAUUUCGGAAACCGGACAAUGCAGGAAAUCAAGACAACACAGUUGCAUAUUUCCGUAGACGUGAGCGAAGACGCUUACGCUUGUGUAGCGUACAUUCGGGCUGUUGUACCGAAUGAAAUCGAAGUAGCGCUGGUGGGAGGCAAAGCGAAAGUUGCACCACUGAAAGUACAGUCGAUUCCGAGGCUGGAGCUGAUGGCUGCGGUGAUUGGUGUGAGACUGGCUAAAACGAUAGUCAAGGAACACACGCUGCGAUUCGAUGAGGUGUUUUUCUGGAGCGACUCGAAGACGGUGAUGGCGUGGAUCCACUCGGACCAUCGGAAAUAUCGGCAGUUUGUCGCUUGCCGUGUAGGAGAAAUACUCUCGAAAUCGGAGGCCACACAAUGGCGGUGGAUUCCGACUAAGGAAAACGUAGCGGACGAUGCUACCAAGUGGGGGAAAGGUCCAUGUCUAUCAUCGAACAAUCGGUGGUUCCAAGGCCCUAGUUUCCUGCGCCAAACGGAGAAACAGUGGCCGUCAUGGUCAGAGCCAGCUGCGAAAUCAACCACAGAGGAGCUAAGAGCGUGCAUGGCCCAUCACGUAACAACAGCAGCACAGGCAGUCGAUUGGAAAAGAUUUUCCUCGUGGAUGCACUUAUUGAGGUCGGUGGCUUAUGGGUACAGAUUCAGCAGAAAUCUAAAACAAAAAGCCGCAAAGCAAAAAGUGCAGCGUGGACUGCUAACGCAGGAUGAGCUGGUGACAGCGGAACAGCUUAUAUUUAGUUGGGUUCAAUGGGAACAAUAUCCCGAUGAAAUGACCGUUCUAAGUGGUGACCAGAAAGUGCCAACGCGACUACGGACAAAAUUAGAGAGAACCAGCAGAAUUCGUACCCUGUCACCUUAUGUUGAUGAAUUUGGCGUGCUCCGCUCGGACAGUCGAAUUGCUGCGGCUAGGUAUGUAGCCUAUGACACUCGAUACCCCGUUAUUCUACCGAAGGAACAUAUAGUGACUCGCUUACUGGUGAGCUUUUAUCAUCAAAAGUAUUUGCACGCGAAUGGAGAGACCGUAGUUAAUGAGCUAAGGCAACGUUUUCAUAUAUCGAAGCUGAGAUCGCUAGUCCGCGAGGUCGUAAAGGGAUGUAUGAAGUGUAAAAUUAAGAAGGCGGUGCCAAUGGUUCCUCGAAUGGCACCACUCCCGGCAGCAAGGCUACAGGCGUUUACCCGCCCGUUUUCAUACGUGGGGGUGGAUUUCUUCGGGCCUAUUGCGGUGCGUGUCAAUCGCAGCAUUAACAAGCGAUGGAUAGCGCUAUUUACGUGCCUGACAACCCGUGCCGUACACCUCGAGGUGGUACACACUUUAUCGACUGAGUCCUGUAAAAUGGCCAUCCGACGUUUCAUAGGACGCCGAGGUGCACCGGUAGAGAUACGAAGCGACAGAGGUACGAACUUCGUAGGAUCAAGCAAUGAGCUACUAAAGAAGAUGAACGAGAUUAAUUCACAACUUGCGGAGACGUUCACGAACGUGGGCACAAGAUGGGUGUUUAAUCCACCGGGAGCACCACACAUGGGUGGCGCAUGGGAGAGGCUGGUGAGGUCGGUUAAGACGGCUCUAGCGGCAAUGUAUACUUCGAGGGUUCCUAGUGAGGAGACAUUGACGACGUUGGUGGUGGAAGCUGAGAGUGUGGUGAAUUCGCGUCCACUGACGUAUAUUCCGCUCGAGACAGAGCAGCAAGAGGCUUUAACACCAAACCAUUUCCUUUUACUAAACUCCAGCGGUGUGGUUCAAACCCCAAAGAAUCUUUCAGAUCCCAAACUAGCGGGCAGAGCGGAGUGGAAUUUGUGUCAGGUAAUGCUGGACGCUUUCUGGCGUCGUUGGGUCCGCGAAUACCUCCCAACAAUCGCACGGCAUACGAAGUGGUUUGAGGAAGUGCCACCGAUCGGAGUUGGCGAUAUAGUAGUCGUGGUAGAGGAGAAAGUGAGAAACGGAUGGAUUCGUGGAAGAGUUGUCGAGACUAAACCUGGAAGGGACGGAAGGGUUCGCUCGGCAGUAGUACAGACGGGCAACGGACUCGUACAUCGACCAGUGUCAAAGCUGGCGCGCUUGGACUUAGAAACGGACUCCGGAGAGAGUAAAGCGGAAGAGGAACCAGCUUUACGGGUCGGGGAACUGUAA
This is a messenger RNA of Wyeomyia smithii (pitcher-plant mosquito), 4746 nucleotides long. RefSeq lists its product as uncharacterized. Bases 1 to 4746 code for a protein of 1581 amino acids. Gene Ontology annotation, biological process: DNA integration. NCBI's taxonomy places the organism in Eukaryota, Metazoa, Arthropoda, Insecta, Diptera, Culicidae. Gene Ontology annotation, molecular function: nucleic acid binding. The transcript has a single exon. The record is from RefSeq and is a predicted model, not a curated record.